AUGUUGGAGAAAGGUAUAGUCACCGGAUGUACUGUUUCUGUGGUACUCUUCGUCAUGGGGAUGAAUCUGCUCAUCAAUGCUGCCAUUAGAGAGACCCGCGGACCAAAGACAGAGUCAGGUAUCUACCUCCCAUCAAGCCGAGGUUUUAUGGAUGACCUCACGUUGACGACACCAACACACGUCCAGGCUAGAUGGAUGUUGACAGCACUGACAGACGUCGCGUCAUGGGCCCGAAUGAAAUUCAAGGCCGUAAAGUCCAGGUCCCUCAUUAUCAAGAAAGGCAAGACGACAGACAGAUUCGUGCUCCGAGUACAGAACGAGGAGAUCCCAUCCAUCACGAAGAACCCAAUCAAGUGCCUUGGGAAGUGGUUUGAUGCCAGCCUAGUAGACAAGGACAACGUCAAGAAGCUAGAGAACCAGGUAGAAGACGGGCUGAAGAAGAUAGACCGGAGCAACCUACCUGGGAAGUUCAAGGCCUGGCUGUACCAGCAUGCCUUACUACCAAGGCUGAUCUGGCCAAUGAUGCUGUACGAGGUACCCAGCUCAACAAUAGAAGCCUUAGAGAGAAUCACCAGCCGACAUCUUCGCAAGUGGCUUGGAAUCCCACCCAGUUUCUCCAGUGUUGGACUGUAUGGGAAAACCAACAAACUGCAACUCCCACUAUCUUCACUGGUAGAAGAAUUCAAGACGGCGAAGACAAGACUGGUGCUUACCCUAAGAGACUCCCCAGAUGAGCAGAUCCGGGAAGCAGGGAUCGUUACCCGUACUGGAAGAAAGUGGUCAGCGACAGAGACUGUCAGCCAGGCGGAGAGCUCUCUCAUGCACAAGGACAUCGUCGGUGUAACGGCUGUCGGACGACAAGGUAUUGGUGCAACCAAAACACUCCUAUGGAGCCAAGCCAACCAGACUGAGAGGCGAGCCCUGAUACAGUCAGAAGUACGGAAGGAAGAGGAGAACAAGAGACAGGCCAGAGCGGUAGAGAUGGGUGCGCAGGGUGCAUGGACAACGUGGGAAACCAUGGAAAGGAAGCUGACCUGGGAAGACAUCUGGAAGUAUGAACCACUUCGUCUAUCCUUCCUCCUCAGGUCAGUUCAUGACCUCCUGCCAUCUCCAGCUAACCUCUGCCGAUGGGGACUAAUCACAGACCCAACAUGCAGUCUGUGCAAGAAACCAGGCACUCUGGAACAUGUUUUAUCUUCCUGCUCCACAGCACUGACGCAGGGCAGAUAUCGCUGGCGACACGACAACGUCCUCAGAGAGGUUGCCGAUUGGCUGGAAGGGGAGAAGAAGAAGCCACGCAGAAGUAACUCACAGGCAGGCCACAUCAACUUUGUGAGACCGGGUGAAACUGCGACGACAGAAGCUUCACAGAAGAAAUCGAUCCUUGACGGCGCCACAGGAUGGAAUAUGUCAGUCGAUCUAGGAAAGAAGCUUGUGUUCCCGGGUAUCGUCCAGACCAACUUGAGACCAGACAUUGUACUGUGGUCCGAGACAGGGAAGAAGCUCGUUGUCAUCGAGUUGACAGUACCUUGGGAGACGAGAUGUGAAGAGGCCUAUGAGAGGAAGAAGGCCAAGUACACUGAACUACUUGAGCAGUGCCGACACCGAGGUUGGCGGACUUGGCUAUUCCCCAUCGAAGUAGGCGCUAGAGGGUUCUGUGCACAAUCUGCAUGUAGAUUGAUGACAGCUGUUGGCACCACUGGCAGAGACAGGCGACGGGCAAUCCAGAAGCUGAGCCAGGCUGCUGAGCGGGCGUCUAGCUGGCUGUGGCUACGACGCGAGGAGACAAGCUGGAUGCGAUCAACCUCCACACCGUAA
This is a messenger RNA of Ruditapes philippinarum (Manila clam), 1818 nucleotides long. RefSeq lists its product as uncharacterized. The coding region runs from base 1 to 1818 and encodes 605 amino acids. Lineage: Eukaryota; Metazoa; Mollusca; Bivalvia; Venerida; Veneridae. The transcript has a single exon. The record is from RefSeq and is a predicted model, not a curated record.